AUGACGUCUAUGUGCGCGUUCUAUGAUCUUGACAGGAACUCGGCUGGAGAAACAGCCAUGCACCUCGCAGCAACUCAACACUCUCUUCCCGGACUAUCGCUGCUCUUAGCUUGCGGAGCAAGUAUCAACGCAAUCGAUGGCAGGGGUAGAACACCACUUCACGCAGUGUGCGCGAGCGUCUGCGACAACGGUGACUGCGGUAGUGAUUCCACCGUUAGGUGCAUCGAGCUGCUCUUAUCCUCUGGAGCUUUGGAAGACGCUCGUGACGCCAUGGGUCAGACCGCGUUGCAUCUCUCCGCGCUUGCUGGUAAUCUGGGUGCAGCGCAAGCCUUACUUGCGGCGGGUGCCACGAUGAUGACCGAUGACGCUGGAAAUUCGCCGCUUCACGUGGCCGCUGCGCAAGGUCAUUCCGACAUUAUCCAGUUGUUCGUUCUUGGGAGUCAGGACGAAUCGGCUCGGAAGGUGCAGGCCUCAUCAGAUGCAGAAGGCAGACCUAACGGCCGUAGUCCUGCGGACAUUGGACGACUCCGCUCUGCUUAUGAUGGUGGGUCAUGUCCAGAUAGGAACGGGUCAGGGAUUGCUCCGGUCGGUGACCGUGAAAAGAUAACAUCGACGGCUGAUGGAGUGGCUUUCGGCGACGGCGAUUUACGUUUACAUCACCGAAGCAUCACGCAUCAAGUACGAGAGUUCGGAGCCAAAGAAAAAUAUGAGGAAGCAGCGCGGGAAAAGGGAGACGGGCGUUUUCGCAGCAAGGACUCCAAUUCUACGUGCUAUGACGCAACGAGUGGAACCGCACGUUCUAUGGGAAACGUGUACAAUUGGGGCGAACCUGCACCCCCCAAAUCAACCCUUUGCGACAUUGUCGAUGGCCCUUGUCGAGAACGUGUCCACCGUGAAACGAUGGAGUCCGGUUGGCAGAGCCGGACCGAUACUCACAACCGAUUGUCCGUAAAUUCCACCCGAGAUUCUAGUAGGGCCAGUGAGGAUGACAGCAACGACCACAGCAGGCCCGGCCGUCUUGGCUCGGACUACGAACAUCGUCGGCGCUCAGAAGGGAAGGGGAUGAACCGGAAGCACAGCAGGCGGUCACGACGCCGGCGCGAAUGCGAUCGACGAGACCGAACUCUCCGCUGGCCGGAGGCCCUACCCGCGCGCGAGUACGACGAGGUAAUGGGAGCCGUCCUCGCGGGGGGAGGAGACAACUCCAGUGUACCAUCGUGCUCGGCGUUGUCUACAGCCCUGUUCGCUGCAACGUUGGCGUCACGUUACAACGACGCAGCGGCCGUGAUCCGUCUUCUGGAAGUCUACGGGCGUGGGAUAGCAGACGUGCACGACGACAACGGCCGGACACCCCUUCAUCAUGCCUGUCGCGGAGACGACGCUGGCUUGGUCCGCCUUCUCCGGCGGGCUGGAGCCGAUCCCGACGCUCACGACUGCCAGGGGAACUCGCCUUUGGCAGUGGCCGCUGCCACGGGGAGCCUGGCAUGUCUGCAACUCUUGAUUCAGGGAGGAAGCGACGUCAACAACGCCAACGAAGCCGACGACACACCGCUACACCUUGCGGUGCGGCACGGCAAUAUAUUGUGUGUCAACGCACUAGUGGAGGGUGGUGCACAGCUCAGCCGGCGUAACACCCUGGGCUUUACCCCCAGGGAAGAUCUGCUCAACUCAGAACCCACGUUUGCUAGGGGCCGGUUGCCCAAGGUUCUUCGAGCAACGUUGGCCUACAUUCAAGACGCCGAGGCAUCAGCACCACAGCCCCAGUCUCCAACUUGGACAGCUCAGGAUGGCUACGGAUCUGAAGGCACACCGGCCACAGUCGUUUCUUCUCGCCGAAGCCCCAUCGGUGGUCCCUCUCGCCACGCCUUCGACAUUAACUUCAACUCCGGCCCCGAACCCCCUUCCGAGGGAGAGGGACCGCUUCAGCAGAUUGACACCGCCAGCGCUAGUGGGAAAGAAACCGAGGCCUUGCAUUACUACAGGCAUCACGCGAAGGGGAGAGCGCACGCAACCGCUACGGAUCGGCUAGAGCGCAAUCGGGAUUGGGAUCUUCGGGAAUUGCAAGGAAGCGGGAACGUUCUUGAGGGGCGGAAUGAAGACAAGACUUUUUCCAACGGCAGCCGACGAGGGAAUCGCAACAGGUUGGUACCGGUCUCUGUGGCAACAGAUCCUUUAUUCGGGUAG
Molecule: messenger RNA, 2184 nt
Organism: Ectocarpus siliculosus
Lineage: Eukaryota; Phaeophyceae; Ectocarpales; Ectocarpaceae
Source: the annotation of a GenBank genome assembly